Molecule: messenger RNA, 3403 nt
Organism: Balaenoptera acutorostrata (minke whale)
Lineage: Eukaryota; Metazoa; Chordata; Mammalia; Artiodactyla; Balaenopteridae
Product: protein HIRA-like
Exons: 1
Coding region: 15-3041 (1008 amino acids)
Biological process (GO): regulation of DNA-templated transcription; DNA-templated transcription; chromatin remodeling
Cellular component (GO): HIR complex; nucleus
Molecular function (GO): nucleosome binding; protein binding
Source: RefSeq, a predicted model, not a curated record
GCGGCGGCCGAACAAUGAAGCUCCUGAAGCCGACCUGGGUCAACCACAAUGGCAAGCCAAUUUUUUCAGUUGAUAUUCACCCUGACGGGACCAAGUUCGCAACUGGAGGACAAGGACAGGAUUCUGGGAAGGUUGUAAUCUGGAAUAUGUCUCCAGUCCUCCAGGAGGAUGAUGAGAAGGAUGAAAAUGUCCCCAAGAUGCUUUGCCAGAUGGACAAUCACUUAGCAUGUGUGAACUGCGUGCGGUGGUCAAACAGUGGGAUGUAUUUAGCUUCUGGGGGAGAUGACAAACUGAUAAUGGUGUGGAAGCGGGCUACGUACAUCGGCCCCGGCACCGUGCUCGGCUCCAGUGGCAAGCUUGCCAACGUGGAGCAGUGGCGAUGUGUCUCCAUCCUGCGGAGUCACUCAGGCGAUGUGAUGGACGUAGCGUGGUCCCCCCAUGACGCCUGGCUGGCCUCGUGCAGCGUGGACAACACCGUGGUCAUCUGGAACACAGCGAAGUUCCCAGAAAUCCUAGCUACUCUGAGAGGCCAUUCUGGCCUGGUGAAGGGCCUGACUUGGGACCCUGUUGGUAAAUACAUUGCCUCUCAAGCCGACGACCGCAGCCUGAAGGUGUGGAGGACGCUGGACUGGCAGUUAGAGACCAGCAUCACCAAGCCUUUUGAUGAGUGUGGAGGGACGACCCACGUGUUGCGGCUCAGUUGGUCCCCUGACGGGCACUACCUCGUGUCCGCCCACGCCAUGAACAACUCCGGCCCCACUGCCCAGAUCAUCGAACGGGAGGGCUGGAAGACCAACAUGGACUUUGUCGGGCACCGGAAAGCUGUGACUGUCGUGAAAUUCAACCCAAAAAUCUUCAAGAAGAAGCAGAAGAACGGGAGCUCUGCGAAACCCAGUUGCCCGUACUGCUGCUGUGCUGUCGGCAGCAAGGACCGCUCGCUCUCUGUCUGGCUCACGUGUCUAAAACGGCCUUUGGUUGUCAUCCAUGAGCUGUUUGACAAAUCAAUCAUGGACAUUUCCUGGACUCUGAACGGGCUGGGCAUCCUGGUGUGCUCCAUGGACGGCUCUGUGGCGUUGCUGGAUUUCUCCCAGGACGAGCUCGGAGACCCCCUGAGCGAGGAGGAGAAGAGCCGCAUCCAUCAGUCCACCUACGGCAAGAGUUUGGCCAUCAUGACCGAGACCCAGCUCUCCACCGCCGUCAUCGAGAACCCCGAGAUUCUCAAGUACCAGCGGAGGCAGCAGCAGCAGCAGCAGCUGGACCAGAAGGGCUCUGCGGCCAGAGAGACAGGCUCCGCUACCUCGGUCACUGGCGUCGUCAACGGGGAGAGUCUGGAGGACAUCAGGAAGAAUCUUUUAAAGAAACAAGCUGAGACUCGGACAGCAGAUGGUCGGAGGAGAAUCACGCCUCUCUGCAUAGCACAGCUGGACACUGGGGACUUCUCCACGGCCUUCUCCAACAGCAUCCCGCUCUCGGGUUCCCUGGCGGGCACCAUGCUCACCUCUCACAGCAGCCCGCAGCUGCUGCCGCUGGACUCCAGCACCCCCGUCCCCUUCGGCACCUCGAAGCCUUCCACAGAGCCUGUGGCGGCGACCGGCACCAGGCCUGUGGGCGAUUCUGUCAGUAAGGACAGCGUGAAUGCGGCCGCUGCUCCCGCUGCACCCUCCCCCAUCCUGACAACCCCGUCCAAGAUCGAACCUAUGACAGCGUUCGACUCCCGAUUCACGGAGCGCUCCAAAGCCACGCCGGGGGCUCCUGCCUUGGCCGGUUUGACCCCGACGGCUAUGGAAAGGUUGAAAGAGCAGAGCCUUGUGAAGGAGCUGCGGCCCCGGGAUGUCCUGGAGAGGAGGGCUAAGCCCUCCUCGCUCUCCAAGCGGAAGCUGGAGCUUGAGGUGGAAACGGUGGAGAAGAAGAAGAAACGGCGGCCUCGGAAGGACUCGCGGCUCAUGCCCACGUCCCUGUCUGUGCAGUCCCCAGCUGCCCUGACCGCAGAGAAGGACGCCGUGUGUUUGUCCGUCCCAGCAGCUGCGCUGAAGCUGCCCAUGCCGGGCCCCCAGAGAGCCUUCACCCUGCAGGUGAGCUCUGACCCCUCCAUGUACAUAGAGGUGGAGAACGAGGUGACGGCCGUUGGGGGCAUAAAGCUGAGCCGCCUGAAGUGCAGCCGGGAAGGGAAGCAGUGGGAGACGGUGCUCACCAGCCGGAUCCUCACCGCUGCCGGCAGCUGUGACGUGGUGUGUGUCGCCUGUGAAAAGCGGAUGCUGUCCGUGUUCUCCACCUGUGGUCGCCGCCUCCUCCCUCCCAUUCUGCUGCCAUCCCCGAUCUCCACCCUGCACUGUACCGGCUCCUACGUCAUGGCCCUCACCGUCACAGCCACGCUGUCUGUCUGGGAUGUACACAGGCAGAUAGUGGUGGUGAAGGAAAAGUCCCUACACUCCAUCUUGGCAGGAAGUGACAUGACAGUGUCACAGAUCUUGCUGACGCAGCAUGGAAUCCCCGUGAUUAACCUGUCGGACGGGAAGGCCUACUGCUUCAACCCAUCACUGUCUGCGUGGAACCUGGUUUCUGACAAGCAGGACGCCCUGGCCCAGUGUGCAGACUUCAGGAGCAGCCUGCCACCCCAGGACGCCAUGCUGUGCUCGGGACCCUUAGCCAUAGUCCAGGGCCGCGCCUCCACCUCGGGGAGGCAGGCAGCCCGGCUCUUCUCCGUGCCUCACAUGGUGCAGCAGGAGGCCACCCUGGCCUACCUGGAGAGCCAGGUCGCCGCAGCGCUCACCCUGCGCUCCAGCCACGAGUACCGCCACUGGCUCCUCCUCUACGUGCGAUACCUCGUGAAUGAAGGGUUUGAAUACCGACUCCGAGAAAUAUGCAAGGACUUACUGGGGCCCGUUCACUCCUCCACUGGAAGCCAAUGGGAGUCAACAGUAGUGGGUCUGCGGAAGAGGAACCUGCUGAAGGAGCUGCUGCCAGUCAUCGGGCAGAACCUCCGCUUCCAGCGCCUCUUCACCGAGUUUCAGGAACAGCUCGACAUCUUGAGGGACAAGUAGCCUGCCCAGCCGCAGCAAGGGCAGGGCCACACUCUCGCCGCUGAGACACGCAGGUCGGCCUCUUAUCUCGCUGGGCUACAGGAUGAGGAGACACUGGCAGGAGGUGGGCUGUCCUGCACCAGUACGGGCCCAGCCCCUGGGCACACUUCCCCUGUGUCCUGGGCCUGUUUCUCCCUCAGGGGGAGCGGCUCUGCCUGCAACUCCUUCCUCCCUCCAGGACCCCGGUGCGGAGCCGGGGCUCUGCCCAGCUGCCCCGGGGCCAGUGAGGCAGCCCAGGCCUGCCGUCUCCAGCACGGUCCCCAGGUGGACACUAGCCCUGCUACUAUAGGCGCCGUGCUGCUCCAGCUAUGACGAAUGAGCCA